GCAUCAGACUGCGGGGCAAGGGAGAAAGGGUUAGAACUUAAAGACGGAAAUACGUAAAGCAGAGAAGGCGCAAGGAAGAGGAAAAAGCUGCCCUCCUUUCCUUCCAUUCCAACUAAAAAGCUACAAAACUUUCAGAUGGGACAAUCACGAGACGUCCCUGAAAUCCCCCCACUCUGUGUUCAUCAUCUUUCAUCUUUCCAUGCCAGUUCCAAAACCCACCUCUAAUCUCAUCACAUCAACCUCCACUCCACAAUGUCUGUCAUCUCUCUCAACUCCCUCCUGCAAUUUUGCAGUUCGGCCAUGAAAGCUUGAAACCUUCUCCCUGUUUCUUUCCUACGUUUUGAAUCAGUUCAUGCACUUCCUGAAAUGGCCCUCUCUCUUGAUCACUGCAUCCUCCGUUUCUUCUUUCCUUGGGAAAAAAGUUAGUUAUUAGUAUUGCAAUGGCUGGUUCUUGGUUCCCUGCUUUCUGCCAUGGGAAACCCAGGAGCAAACGAAGAUUAGCAGUACCUUCCGUGUCGUCGAGAGGGCACCAGUUGAACUCCGAGACCAUGGAGAGGAAGAGGUUCGACAGCUUGGAAUCCUGGUCCAUGAUACUGGAGUCUGAGAACGUGGAGACGUGGGAGGCCUCUCCCAAGGAAGACCAAGAGGAGUGGACAGCCGACCUCUCUCAGUUGUUUAUAGGGAACAAGUUCGCCUCUGGGGCGCACAGUAGGAUAUAUCGAGGAAUCUACAAGCAGAGAGCAGUUGCUGUUAAGAUGGUCAGGAUCCCGAACCAGAAAGAGGAGACUAGAUCUCUCCUCGAGCAGCAGUUCAAAUCUGAAGUUGCUUUGCUCUCCCGGCUCUAUCAUCCCAAUAUCGUGCAGGUAACUGUUUCCUCCUUUUCUUCUUUCUUGUGGCUUAAACAAGAUCUUAGCAAGUAUGAUACCAGCCUAGGGAGUGAGAAACUGAGAAUAAAUGUAUAGGUCACUUCUGCAAUCACUGAACUCUAGAUCUAGUUCUCUAAAACCUAAAUUGUCAGAACCAUGGACAAUUGCUCAAUCCUCCUACUGUUCUUGUCGUUGCUGUAUAUUAUUCAGUUCAUUGCUGCAUGCAAGAAGCCCCCUGUGUACUGCAUCAUCACCGAGUAUAUGUCACAAGGAACACUCAGAAUGUACCUCAACAAGAAAGAGCCCUACUCUCUAUCAACAGAGACAAUCCUGAGGCUAGCUCUCGACAUAUCACGUGGGAUGGAGUACCUUCAUUCACAAGGUGUAAUUCACAGAGACUUGAAAUCAAACAAUUUGCUUCUGAACGAUGAGAUGCGGGUUAAGGUGGCAGAUUUUGGUACCUCAUGCCUAGAGACACAAUGCCUGGAGACUAAAGGAAACAAAGGCACUUAUCGGUGGAUGGCUCCGGAGAUGAUAAAGGAGAAACCUUACACUCGUAAAGUCGACGUCUAUAGCUUUGGGAUUGUCUUGUGGGAGCUCACCACGGCUUUGCUUCCAUUUCAAGGAAUGACUCCAGUCCAGGCCGCAUAUGCAGUGGCUGAGAAGAAGGAACGACCCCCGCUUCCAGCGAGUUGUCAGCCUGCACUUGCACACUUAAUCAAGUGUUGUUGGGCUGCUAAUCCAUCAAAGCGGCCAGAUUUCAGAGACAUUGUCUGUGCUUUGGAGAAAUAUGAUGAAUGCGUGAAAGAGGGUCUUCCUCUUACUUCACAUGCCAGACUAGUUAGCCGCAACCUCAUUCUUGAACGGCUGAAAGGCUGCAUAUCUGUCAGCUCAUCAUCCUCACCAUCAACAUCAUCAUCAUCAAUACCUGUACAUGCAUAGCUAUCCCAUCUUGUCGCAAAGCUACAACAACAGAAGCAGCACACCACAUUCCCCAAGAGCUAAGAAAGAAGCUUUACCACAUGAGGGAAGGGUUUGAAGACACAUCUCAACCCCCUUCGAAAAAAUAAAUUUUUUGGUUUGGGGUUUGCUUCACUUGGGUAGGGGGAUCUGGCAUCUGGACCAAGUAGAAGCAGGAAAACAUUAACGCCAGGGACGAUGAUUCCCCAAACAAAGCACUUCAUUGUUUGGAUUUCACUUUCAACUGACUAGUGACUAGUAUGAUUGAUGUAAAUGUAAAACCUAGAUGUCUCUUGUAAUGAAUAUCAGAAAAGAUGCUAAACAAAAAGAAUAAUAGAAGGUAAUGUUCAUAACAAAGAAGCCGAACA
Molecule: messenger RNA, 2194 nt
Organism: Linum tenue
Lineage: Eukaryota; Viridiplantae; Streptophyta; Magnoliopsida; Malpighiales; Linaceae
Source: the annotation of a GenBank genome assembly